AUGGAGCCCACUCCCAGAGCAUCGAGCAGUGCCCCGGGCAAUUCGCUCUGCAGAGCCUUAAAGGGCUCUUCAAGCUCCGAGGGCCGGUGCUGCAGCCGACUUGGAGGUGCAUGGGGGAAAUCAAGCAAUUAUGAAAAGGAGGGGGCAGACGAAGGCAACGCGAAAUUCUGUUCUUGCCAGUGGCAGGCAAUUCUCCCCAGACUUUCACGCCACUCUGGCAGGAAGCGUCACGAGAGGGUCCACGGCGCUACACUUCGUGCUCUCUUAGGACCCGCGCCCCAGAAAGCGGGGGGCUGGAAGCCGCUCCCCUCCGAGACAGGGCAGGCGGGAAGGCGGCACCGAGACCGGGUGCUGGGAUGUGUGGCCGCCUUCGGAGCACGCGGCGGCAGCGGGGCGGCCUCGGUGGUGCUGAACGUGGGCGGCGCCCGGUACUCGCUUCCCGGGAGCUAGCUGAAGGACUUCCCGCUGCGCCGCGUGAGCCGGCUGCACGGCUGUCGCUCGGAGCGCGACGUGCUCGAGGUGUGCGACGACUAUCACCGCGAGCGCAACGAGUACUUCUUCGACCGGCACUCGGAGGCCUUCGGCUUCAUCCUGCUCUACGUGCGCGGCCACGGCAAGCUGCGCUUCGCGCCGCGGAUGUGCGAGCUGUCCUUCUACAAUGAGAUGAUCUACUGGGGCCUGGAGGGCGCGCACCUCGAGUACUGCUGCCAGCGCCGCCUCGACGACCGCAUGUCCGACACUCUACACCUUCUACAACGGCCGAAGAGCCGGGCGCGCUGGCGACGCGACGAGGACGCUAUCCCGGGCGUUGCCGAGGCGGCCCCCUCCCGGCGCUGGCUGGAGCGCAUGCGGCGUACCGCUGAGGAGCCCACGUCGUCCCUGGCCGCGCAUAUCAUGGCCAGCGUGUCGGUGGUGUUCGUGAUCGUGUCCAUGGUGGUGCUGUGCGCCAGCACGCUGCCCGACUGGCGCGCCGCGGCGGCCGACAACCGCAGCCUGGAUGACCGGAGCAGGUACUCCGCCGGCCCUGGGAGGGAGCCCUCCGGGAUAAUUGAAGCUAUCUGCAUAGGUUGGUUCACUGCAGAAUGCAUUGUGAGGUUCAUCGUCUCCAAAAACAAGUGUGAGUUUGUCAAGAGACCCCUGAACAUCAUUGAUUUACUGGCAAUCACACCGUAUUACAUCUCCGUGUUAAUGACAGUAUUUACGGGCGAGAACUCUCAACUCCAGAGGGCUGGAGUCACCUUGAGGGUGCUUAGAAUGAUGAGGAUUUUUUGGGUGAUUAAGCUUGCCCGUCACUUCAUCGGUCUUCAGACACUUGGUUUGACUCUCAAACGAUGUUACCGAGAGAUGGUUAUGUUGCUUGUCUUCAUUUGUGUUGCCAUGGCAAUCUUUAGUGCACUUUCUCAGCUUCUUGAACAUGGGUUGGACCUGGAAACAUCCAACAAGGACUUCGCCAGCAUCCCUGCUGCCUGCUGGUGGGUGAUUAUCUCUAUGACUACAGUUGGCUAUGGAGAUAUGUAUCCUAUCACAAUGCCUGGAAGAAUUCUUGGAGGAGUUUGUGUUGUCAGUGGAAUCGUUUUAUUGGCAUUACCUAUCACUUUUAUCUACCAUAGCUUCGUGCAGUGUUAUCAUGAGCUCAAGUUUAGAUCAGCUAGAUAUAGUAGGAGCCUCUCCGCUGAGUUCCUAAAUUAA
Balaenoptera musculus (blue whale) is the source of this 1689-nucleotide messenger RNA. It is a transcript of the gene KCNG3, whose product is annotated as potassium voltage-gated channel modifier subfamily G member 3. Gene Ontology annotation, molecular function: delayed rectifier potassium channel activity. The record is from RefSeq and is a predicted model, not a curated record. NCBI's taxonomy places the organism in Eukaryota, Metazoa, Chordata, Mammalia, Artiodactyla, Balaenopteridae. Gene Ontology annotation, biological process: potassium ion transmembrane transport; protein homooligomerization. Gene Ontology annotation, cellular component: membrane; voltage-gated potassium channel complex.